Molecule: messenger RNA, 2753 nt
Organism: Mytilus trossulus (common blue mussel)
Lineage: Eukaryota; Metazoa; Mollusca; Bivalvia; Mytilida; Mytilidae
Product: aldehyde dehydrogenase family 16 member A1-like
Exons: 14
Coding region: 43-2520 (825 amino acids)
Molecular function (GO): oxidoreductase activity, acting on the aldehyde or oxo group of donors, NAD or NADP as acceptor
Source: RefSeq, a predicted model, not a curated record
GAUCUUUUCAGUGUUCUGACGUCAAAGCCCGAGAACACAACGAUGGCUGCUGACACGAAAACCAACACAAAAAAUUCUGUUGCUGAAAUCUUUAAGAGCAUGGAAUAUGGACCUGCUCCUGAAGCUGACAAUGUUGCCAAGGCAUGGCUGAAUGACCAUGACAAUGGUGAAUUUGGGCUGUUCAUUGAUGGAAAAUGGGUAAAACCUGAUGGCAGAAAAACAUAUCAGACAAAAAAUCCUGCAACUGGUGAACCACUGGCAACAACUAUACAAGGAGAACAAGAAGAUGUAGAUUUGGCUGUAAGUUCAGCAAAGAAGGCUUAUGAAACUUGGAGUAAGACACCAAAUCAUGUCAGAGCUAGACAUUUAUACAGCAUUGCUAGACACAUCCAGAAACACAUGAGGUUGUUCAGUGUUGUAGAAGCUAUGGAUAAUGGUAAAACAUUCCGUGAGACCAGAGAUGCUGAUAUACCAAUUGUGGUCCGUCAUUUCUAUCAUCACGCUGGCUGGGCUCAGUUAAUGGACACAGAAAUGAGAGGAUGGAAAUCUGUUGGUGUUAUUGGAGGUAUUGUACCUUGGAAUUUCCCUUUGAUGUUACUGACUUGGAAGAUUGCCCCAGCUUUAGCCAUGGGUAACACAGUGGUCCUGAAACCAGCUACAUACACCAGACUCUCAGCCCUGUUACUGGCAGAGGUUUGUGCCGAGGCAGGACUGCCACCUGGUGUGUUUAAUGUGGUCACAGGAAAUGGAGCAAUGGGCAGUAAACUAGCAGAUCAUCCUGAUGUGGACAAAGUGGCAUUUACUGGGUCUACAGGGGUUGGUCAGACAUUACGUAGAUUGACUGCUGGAAGUGGGAAGAAAUUAUCGUUAGAGUUAGGAGGGAAAUCCCCUGUUGUUGUAUUUGAGACAGCAGACCUAGAUAGUACUGUGGAAGGUGUUGUGGAUGCAAUCUGGUUUAACCAGGGACAGGUCUGCAGUGCAGGAUCUAGAUUACUUGUACAAGAAGGCAUCCAUGACAAACUGGUGGCCAAACUGAAAGAGAGGUUGACCCACUUUAGAGUAGGUGAUAGUUUAGACAAGACAGUGGAUAUGGGAGCUAUUGUUGAUGAAUCCCAGAGGAAAUCAAUUGAAGAAUAUGUGGAAUCUGCUAGACAAGAAGGAGCAGAGAUAUUCCAGAUUUCACCCAUACCAAAGAAAGGUUGUUUUUAUCCUCCAACUAUAAUCACCAAUGUACAGACAGUAUCUAGAGUGGUUGUUGAGGAGAUAUUUGGUCCAGUAUUGGUUGUUUUAAAAUUUAGGACAGCUAAAGAAGCUAUUGCCCUGUCUAACAACACUAUCUAUGGACUAGGAGGGAGUGUCUGGACAGAAAAUAUACCAUUAGCUCUGGAGGCAGCACUUAGUAUCAAGGCUGGCACUGUAUGGAUCAACUGCCACAAUCUGUUUGAUUCUGCAGCUGGCUUUGGUGGCUACAAACAGAGUGGCUAUGGUAGAGAUGGUGGCAAAGAGGGACUAUUUGAGUAUGUCAGACCAUCCUGGGAAAAGAGGCCUAGACCAGAACCUGUGCAGUUGGACCUAAAAGCUUUUGGACAGAUAGUUCAGGCUAGACCAACUAUAGGAAACAACCAGAAAAAUGAGAUAUCAGCAGAUGGUAAACUGCCAGGAAUUGACAGAACAUAUAAGAUGUACUAUGGUGGUAAACAAGCCAGACCAGAUGCUCCCUAUGCCAGACCUGUGGUGAGCCCCAAUGGUACUGUUAUUGCCCAUGUUGGUGAGGGUACCAGAAAGGAUGUCAGGAAUGCAGUAGAGGCUGCACAUGCUGCCUCUGCAGGCUGGGGAAAGAGAGCAGCUCACAACAGAGCACAGAUAGUAUACUACAUGGCUGAGAACCUUGAGUUACGACGAGAUGAAGUGGCUAACAGGAUACAUCAGAUGACAGGACGAUCUAUGGACGACUGUAAGACUGAGGUGGAUCUGUCAGUUCAGAGAUUGUUCCACUGGGGAGCAUACUGUGAUAAAUAUGGAGGCACUGUACAGGAGACCACAUUAUAUGGUUGUACAGUAAAAGUUCAUGAACCUAUGGGUGUGAUUGGUAUUGCCUGUCCAGAUGAAUAUCCCUUGUUAGGUUUUGUGUCACUAUUUGCUCCGGCUGUCAUAAGAGGAAAUGUCAUUGUUAUUGUACCAAGUGAGAAAUACCCACUGUCAGCCUUAGAUCUGUACCAGGUAUUUGACACAUCAGACCUUCCUGGAGGUGUGGUCAACAUUCUGACAGGAAAUCGUAAUCACCUGACCAAAUUUCUUGCUGAGCAUCAGGAUAUCCAGUCCAUGUGGUACUUCGGAACGGCAGAAGGGUCCAAAUUUGUGGAAUAUAUGUCUGCUGAGAAUGUAAAGAGGACGUGGGUCAAUUAUGGACUGGCCAGAGAUUGGACAGACCCAGAACAAGGACAGGGAGAGGAGUUCCUGUAUCAGUCGAUACAAUGUAAAAAUAUCUGGAUUCCAAUGGGGGAUAUCUUUGCUAAUUAAACAAAAAAUGACAGAUGUGUUGAGUGAAUUAGUAUAUGACAGUCAUGUCCUGUAAUGUGUUCUUCGAAUAGAUCUGUUCACUUAAUCGAAUUAACAAAUAAAAUCUAGACUUAAAUUUUUAAGGACCAACAAAUUGAAGGUCAGUGUAGAUAAAUUCUCAAAUCAUUUCAGUAUUGUUUAGAUUUUUAAUUUUAAGCCAUGUUUUAAGAAUGUUAACGUUUAAAAGUAUUAAC